This is a messenger RNA of Cooperia oncophora, 372 nucleotides long. The record is from the annotation of a GenBank genome assembly. NCBI's taxonomy places the organism in Eukaryota, Metazoa, Nematoda, Chromadorea, Rhabditida, Trichostrongylidae.
AUGGAAGACAAGGAGAUCCAGCUCAGUCCUCUAUUUGUGUCCGUUUUCGGAAAAAUCUUCUUUGCAUACUGGUUAAUCACGGUGCCCUUCUACAUUAUGCUAGUAGUCUUCAUGAUUCAUGCUCAAGUUAAGAAGGCCCCCAACUUAACGAGUUCGUUCUAUACGUUGUGCAUAACGACAGGAAUCAUCGAUAUUGUAACCCUUCUCAACAAUUAUUUUGGAGCAGUAUUACCGCGAUGGGGAUGGAUUGCAAGUCUCAAAUUUCAAGGUACUAUGCAAGCAACAUCGACGUCAUUAUUGGCUCUCAAUCGUCUCUCAGCGGUUCUCUUUCCUUAUCGAUAUGAUCAGGUGAGUAUCUUAGCACUGAAAUAA